Sycon ciliatum is the source of this 2485-nucleotide messenger RNA. RefSeq names its product serine/threonine-protein kinase PLK1-like. Gene Ontology annotation, biological process: protein phosphorylation; mitotic spindle organization. The coding region runs from base 117 to 1937 and encodes 606 amino acids. Gene Ontology annotation, molecular function: protein binding; ATP binding; protein serine/threonine kinase activity. NCBI's taxonomy places the organism in Eukaryota, Metazoa, Porifera, Calcarea, Leucosolenida, Sycettidae. Gene Ontology annotation, cellular component: nucleus; centrosome; kinetochore. The record is from RefSeq and is a predicted model, not a curated record. The transcript has 12 exons.
CUGACGUCGUGUUGAGUUGAGUUUCACUGCAGUCUACAUCAAGCAUCCUUUCCUUGCUCAAAUCUUCUGUCUUCAUCCUCAACGAAAACUGGUGCUUUCACUUACUUUAUUUCAAGAUGGCUACCUCACAGCCAGAAGGCACGAUCAUUGUCGACUCCCGGACCAAGCGCAAGUAUCGCCAGGGUCGCUUUCUAGGGAGGGGAGGCUUCGCCAAGUGUUAUGAGCUGACAGAUCAGGAGACCAACCAGGUGUACGCUGGCAAGAUCGUUGAUAAAACCUCACUGACCAAGCAACAUCAUCGCGACAAGCUGACCAUGGAAAUCAAAGUGCAUCGAUCCGUCAAGCAUCAGCACAUAGUUGACUUUGUUGACUGCUUCGAGGACUCAAACAAUGUCUAUAUCAUUCUGGAGUUGUGCCGCAGCAAGUCCAUGAAGGAGCUCCACAAGCGUCGGAAAACACUGACAGAGCCUGAGACCAGGUACUUUAUGAAGCAGAUCAUCUCCGCCCUCGUGUAUCUGCACGAGCAGAAAAUCAUCCACCGCGAUGUGAAGCUGGGAAACCUGUUUCUGAACGAGGACCUGGAAAUCAAGAUGGGUGACUUUGGACUGGCAACUGUCCUCGACUACGAUGGUGAAAAGAAGAAGACGGUGUGCGGAACGCCUAACUACACCGCUCCCGAGAUCAUUACAAAGAAGGGGCACAGCUUUGAGGUGGACGUCUGGUCACUGGGAUGUAUUAUGUACACUCUGCUGAUCGGCAAUCCACCCUUCGUCGGCACCACGCUGCGCGAGGUCUUCAGUCGCAUUCGCAAGAACGACUUCCACGUUCCGCCGCGACAGAUCAGCGAAGAAGCGCAGGCACUCAUCGUGCGCCUGUUACACCCAGAUCCCAGCCAUCGGCCGAAGCCAGUUGAGAUCCUGAGCGACCCAUUCUUCACCACCGGCACAUGUCCCAAGCGACUACCAGUGACGGUGCUGUCGAUUGCACCGCGGUUCACCAGUGCAUCCAGCAGUACGGUUCACUCCGGUGCGGCAUCAUCGCGACACCCACUGGCCGAACGGAACACAUCGGUCCCCACGCGUCAAGGCACGGUUGCCACCAAGGCUAUCCCGACGCCUGCUUCCGCAGCAACGGCUGAGCCACCGCUUGAUGACAUUGCUGCUGAGCCAUCCCCUAUGGACCAUCUAAAUGAACUCUCCGCUCAGCUGGAGAAGGUGAUUGCAACCAAGCCCGGCACCAAGCCCAUUCGAUUUCAUGAUGACGCUGAAGACCCCGCCGCUAACCCAGUCUAUUGGAUAGGCAAGUGGGUAGACUACAGUGACAAGUACGGCUUCGGUUACUCGCUGUGUGAUGGUAGUUCAGGCGUUCUCUUCAAUGAUGGUUCUCGGAUGAUGAUGGCUGCAGAUAGUAUAAAUGUGCAGUACCUGGAAGGCAAGAAGGCGGAAGCUUUCUUCACGGCUGAAGACUACCCAAGUUCGCUACAGAAAAAGAUGACCCUACUCAAGUACUUCCGCAGCUACAUGACACAACAUCUUCUCCGGGCGGGUGGCUCCAGGGCUCCGGAUCGGUAUGAAAACGGACGCCUUCCUAUGCUUCAAACGUGGUUCCGGACAAAGAACGCCAUCGUUCUGCAGCUAAGCAACGGCAUCCUGCAGAUCAACUUCUUCAAGGACCAUAAUAAGAUCAUCCUGUGUCCACGCAUGCAAGCGGUCACGUACAUCGACGAAGAGCGGCACUUCCGCACAUUUCCGUUCCAUCUCAUCGAGGCAUGUGGAUGCAGCGAGACACUUGCCGAGCACAUGGCUUAUGCACACACAACUGUGGUGCGAAUGCUGACUGAUGGCAUCAAGAAAGCACCCGUUGCGAAGAAGCAGUCAUCGGGCCCUAGUAUGGCGACAUCGACAGAACCGACCGUGGCCGGUUCCACAAUGGCAUGAUCGCAAUGAUGGUAGCCCUGCUGCAAUUGAGUAGCCACUCUCCUUGCACGUCAUCCUUCAUGACGUGUCUGGUUUUUAUCGUGGAGGAAGAUAACGGUUUGUGAAAUCGCUCUCCUGUUGGUAAGUUAUGUCCCUGCGUGUGCAACUCUCCAAGGCGACGGACUGCAUCAAGCUACGGUAACUUGGUGCCUUGUCAAAUCCUAUCGUCUUCUCUUCCAUUAGGUAGUGUUUGCUGUACAUUGUUCGUACAGUUAGCUGAAUUACGCAUACCUACGACUUAGAUAACCAAAACUAUUUAAUAAUACGUACCGCUUCAGUGACAAUCGACACGACAACAUAGGACUAGAAACUUGUCAUUCUGAUUUUUUUGUUUUCACAUUUACAAAAUCUCUUUUCUUUUCUUUUCACACUGCUACAGUUGUGUUUAAUUCUAUUUCCUGUUUUUGCCUUCUCCUUCAAACAUUUUCAUUUCCUGUACCACUCAUUGAGGUCUCGUUGACGAUUGGAUACAUACUUCCUGCGAUUGAAUCACACGCAGCCAGCCCCUA